This is a messenger RNA of Antechinus flavipes (yellow-footed antechinus), 1588 nucleotides long. RefSeq lists its product as uncharacterized. The transcript is spliced from 6 exons. Gene Ontology annotation, biological process: positive regulation of DNA-templated transcription. Lineage: Eukaryota; Metazoa; Chordata; Mammalia; Dasyuromorphia; Dasyuridae. The record is from RefSeq and is a predicted model, not a curated record. Bases 840 to 1505 code for a protein of 221 amino acids. Gene Ontology annotation, cellular component: nucleus.
CAGGAUUCUGGACUUUAUCCGAGUCUGCAAGGAGGGGAUGGUGGCUUUGGUUCUCCCGAAUCCUUGUUGCCUCCCGGAAGGCAGCCGACUGGUUUCUAAGGAGCGGUUUGCGCUCAAGGCCCUUUUUCAGCUGUCAAACAUGAUUCCAAAUAUCCCCGGACGGGAAUUGGCAGAUCUGGGAUCCGCUUGGGGCUGUUCCUGUGAUUCUCUUGUCUACUAAUUAAACGGAUUGGAGUAGUCCUUAAGGUCCUUCCAGCUCUGUAAAUUUGCGGGAUAUUUGGCCUCCGAGCCACCCUGUGAAGUAUGAAGUAUUCCCACAACCAGUCUGUGUGUAAGGACACUGGCUUACAAAGGUAGAGGGAUUUGGCCAAAUCCUCCCGCCUAAUCAUGUCUAGGGCAGCUCUAUCUCGUCUCUGCAAGGGUCUGAUUGGGCUUAAGUAUAAAAACAUGACCUCAGAUCCCGGCCCUCCCCCCAUACCCUGUGGAACAAGACCCAAGGAGCUGGCCCAUUUUGUGGUAAAAGGUCUCACAAGCAGGAUCCUGAGCAACGUGUUCGAGGGGGUAAAGGGAAAAAAAGCUUUCAGCUUUUUCUCUUCCCCUCCCAGGGCCAAACCUCUUCCACCAUUUUUCCUCCCCCCUCGGGGACUCUUAUAAUCUCCCUGCUGCUUGUCAGCCUCCUUUCCUCAGAUGCGAUUAAGGGGCCAGUUUCCAAAGGAGAUUACAGGGGCAAGAUCAGUCUCCCCUUCUGUGGGAGUCUGGCCAUAAAGGGUCUGGGGACAGAGCAGACACCAGCAUCGGGGAAGAUAAGUGGAGCAAGUGCGGCUGCUCACCCUGUUACAAUGGCCUUCCUGCCUAGAAGCAGCGAGGAGGAGGAGGAAGUUUCUUGGCCCAGCAACAGUCCAGGUUCUCCCUGGAAACCAGAGUCUCCAAAUCAGGUCAAGAACUUGUGGGAUGAGCAGGACGUUCAGGUUUCUUCUCAAAAGCCCCGGCCGCCCUCCAUCACCGUGGAAGCCACCGAUACAAAUGAGGUGGAAAGUGGGGAGCUCAGGUGGCCUCCUGAGGAUUUGCUCUUAUCCGACAGUGAAGAGGAAGAGGAAGCCUUUUUCCAGGACCAGGAUGAAGAGUCAGGCUGGGCUUGGUGCCCCCUAGAUCCCAGGUCGUCUCUAAGAACCCUCAAUCCUGGAUCUGACUGGGAGCAGGAGGAAGAGGAAGAAACCUGGGAGGAGAGUGAAACUUCCUGGAUUUCUGGAGCUGAAAAAGAAGCUGUUCAAGCGGCGCCGGCUGCUGAGACGGGAGCGGCGGCGGCGGCACCAGGUGGUCGGGGCGGUGGUGGACGAGGGGCUCAUCACUCGCCAUCAUCUCAAGAAGCGCGCGUCGAGUACCCGAGCCAACAUCACCCUGUCUGGGAAGAAGCGGAGGAAACUUUUGCAACAGAUCAGGCAUGCCCAGAAGGAGAAGGCUGCCAUGGAGGUGGAAGCUCCCCCGAAGCCAGGCAGGACCACUGAGGCGCAGCCCAGACGGCAGAAGAAAAGGAAAGCUGGAGUUAUCCAGGAUGUGGAGAUGGAAGACCUGGAAGCUGGCAGCUGAG